AUGAACGUGCGAGGCGGGCUCACCGAUGAUAUUGACGGUCGCCCAUGUGAGUGUGUGCAGUCUUUUCAUAGAGCAAUGUAUGCGUCUAAUGAUAAAUUCAUGGUGAAGAGUCGCGAAUUCGUUGUUGGGAGAAUGAAGAAAAAGAUCGACAACGGAUUCGUUCUUGCCGGCCGAUCGUGCAACGUCGACUCGAUUCCUUCGGGCAAGGAUGCCGUCAGAGGAUUUGUUCAUGUCGCCGCUGGCUGGUACGCACCAAACCCAGAAGAUCCAGAGAACUCGUCCAUCUACGAAUACGUGGUUUCAAUGGAUCUCAAGGGAAUGAUAGUGAAAACCGUCGCUAACCAGGCUCUGGGAAAGAUGGUUCGUGAUGAUAUGGAGAACAAUCGGAUUUACGCCCUCAAAAUGGCUGCUCGUUGA
This is a messenger RNA of Ostertagia ostertagi, 417 nucleotides long. Lineage: Eukaryota; Metazoa; Nematoda; Chromadorea; Rhabditida; Trichostrongylidae. The record is from the annotation of a GenBank genome assembly.